This is a messenger RNA of Gopherus flavomarginatus (Mexican gopher tortoise), 9394 nucleotides long. RefSeq names its product leucine zipper protein 1 (gene LUZP1). NCBI's taxonomy places the organism in Eukaryota, Metazoa, Chordata, Testudines, Testudinidae. The coding region runs from base 107 to 3541 and encodes 1144 amino acids. The transcript is spliced from 3 exons. The record is from RefSeq and is a predicted model, not a curated record.
AAUUGUCUCUGUCAAAGAAGCUGCAGGAUUCAAGGGAAACUGACAUGUUUAAAUCACUCCUUUGAUCCAAACUGAAGAAAAUUGAACCUAACAACAAAAAAUAAAAAUGGCAGAAUUUACAGGUUAUAAGGAGACUUCAAAUCGCCAUCUUCGAUUCAAGUUACAGAGUCUUGGCCGUCGUCUUGAUGAACUGGAAGAAGCAACAAAAAAUCUCCAGAAAGCAGAGGAUGAGCUUCUUGACCUUCAGGACAAAGUUAUCCAGGCAGAAGGCAGCAAUUCUAGCAUGCUGGCCGACGUAGAAGCUCUGAGAAAAAGAGUGCUGAAAAUUGAAGGCAAGGAUGAAGAAAUACGAAAAGCUGAAGAGCUCUGUCAGUUGAUGAAGGAAAAACUGGAGGAGGAGGAAAGUCUCACUCGAGAACUUAAAUCAGAAAUUGAACGGCUUCAGAAGAGAAUGGCAGAACUGGAAAAAUUGGAGGAAGCUUUCGGCAGGAGCAAAAACGAUUGUACUCAGCUGUGUCUGAGCCUUAAUGAAGAAAAAAAUUUGACCAAAAAAAUAUCUACAGAGUUGGAAAUACUUAGGAUGAAAGUAAGAGAACUUGAAGCAUCUGAAGACAGAUUGGAUAAAACUGAACAUAGUUUAGUAAGUGAGUUAGAAAAGCUGAAAUCUUUAACACUGAGCUUUGCUAGUGAAAGAAAACGCUUCAAUGAAAGAGAAAAGCAGAAUGAAAAAUUAAUCCAGGAGCUAACACAAAAACUAGAACAAAACAACAAACUAAAUAGGGCAGAUCAAACUAGAAAUGCAUCAAACCUGCUAGAAAGAUCAUCAAAUAGUCUUCUGGAUAGAAAUGACCUGAGAAUUGAAGAUGACUUGACCUCUGCAUUGCCCUCUAAAGAAACCAGAAGAAAGGGAAGCUUGGAUUACCUAAAGCAUGUAGAAAAUGAAACCAGAAAUAAAUCAGAAAAUCAAAAGAACAAAAAUCAAGAAGACAACAAAGUGAAAGAUCUCAACCAAGAAAUUGAGAAACUUAAAAGUCAAAUUAAACAUUUUGAAUCUUUAGAAGAAGAACUUAAAAAAAUGAAAGCCAAAAAUAAUGACCUGCAAGAUAGUUAUCUGAGUGAACAGAAUAAAAACAAGCUCCUAACUGGUCAAUUGGAAGAGAUUAAAAUUCAAAUAAAGAAACAAAAGGAUAUGGAGAACGGUGAGGUGGAAAGUGAAGAAAUGAGCCUCCCCAGCAGAUUUAGACAUGAUAGGCCUAAAUACAGAGGUAUCACAGCUGAGCCAGCAAUUUCAAAACACAAAUCACGGGAGCUUUCACCUCAGCAUAAACGAGAAAGAACACGGAACAGAGACUUCUCUUCCAAUAAUGACAGUUAUACCACAAGUAGCAAACAAGCUCCCAGUCCAAGUUUAAUUACUAGGAGAACAGCAAAGGCAUCUAGUACAUCUGCUCUACUAGAAACUGUGAUUACUGAUACAAAAAGAAUGGAAGACAAAUCAGCAGCUACUACAUAUUUAUCUAUGCAGAAAGAUAGUGGUGCUCCACAAAAUGAAGUGAAGAAAUCAAGAGAGCAGCCGUCUGUGCUGAGUCGAUACCCACCGGCUGCACAUGAGCACAAAUCUUGGAAAGCAGCUUCCAAACCUGGGAAUGAAAGUGGACUGAAGACCAAGGCUGAAAAGCUAUCUCAAUCAUUUAGUGAUGUUUGCCAAGGUAACUCUGAUGCACUUGAUGAAAAAUCAAGCAAAGGAGAAAUGACUGUAUCUUUGACUGAAAAGCUGAAAACAAGCCAAACAGAGAUGUCUGAUCUAUGUGUAGAGAUACCCUUUAUGAAAAAUAAUCAUGCACCAUACAAUGAAACAGCUUCAUCAUAUAGAUACCAUAUCUCUUCUCAGACGUUAGCAGCUGAAUCCACCAGCUCUAAAGCAGAAGCAGCAACAGUCUCUGUUUUAUCUCACAGACAGUCCCCAGAAGGGAAAUCUAAAACAACAAUAAACUCCCAAGAAAGAGAAUUUACAGACACUUUUCAUGAAAAUACAAAACCUCCAACUUUAAUAAAGUAUUCAAACAGCUCAAAAAGUCAAGAAGACAUCUUACAGAUUCUCACAAGUCAAGGUAAGGAAGAAAUGGACCAAUCUGCACCAUCAGUUACAGGUCAGUCAAAUGCUGGCAUAAAAUCUGACUCUUCGAGAUCCAAAGCCAUCAAACCAGCUAGCCAUGAAAAACUUAGUACAGAUGAGGAGAUUGGUAAAAGCACCAAUGCUACUACUGAGUCAGAACUGGAGACGAGAAAGAAACCCAGUUCCAGAGAAUUCUCAAGCUCCAGAGGAGUUCUCAGAGCAUCUCUCUUUGAAAAUGAUAAAAAUACUGGAAAUGAAGAUGACCCCCCCAAAUCCAUAAAGACAUCUUCAGAUGCUGCCAGCGUAGGAUUGAGAUCCAGAAGGUCAUUCAGCCCUAGAGAAGCUUUGAGAUCAAAAGCCAUCAUUAAACCUGUAAUAAUUGAAAAGGACAUGAAAGAAGUAAUGAGAGGGGCUGGGUCUGAAGAAGACUCUCAAAACCAGAAAUCUCUCUUUAAAACUGUGACAAAUAAAAUGACAAGCAGCAUAACAAUCUUCCCUUCUGAGCCAGCCAACACAAGGACCAACACAAAUGAAGCCGCAAAGGAAAGACAUACUUCUACCAGCAAUAUUAGAGUCACUCCAAAUGAGCUGUCAGCCAUAACAAAUAACAUCAGCACACCCUUUGAGAUCUCAAUUAAUAAGAGUGAUAUUGCUCUGAAAUUAUCUGAGGCAGAUAAAAUUGGGGAUUUAGCUCUGAGAAACAGGACAGAAACACUAAUUUCAAGAAGCAGUAUUAUGAUAAAACCUUCUGAACCCAUUGAGAAAAACAAUUUUGAGCCAUCCUUAGAGACAAUCAGCUGGAAAAGCCAUGGGCCUUUAGAAGCAGAGUCACCAGAGACAAAACACAUCACUCUGAGAAGUUCUUGGAGGACAAGGCGGGGAUUACAAUCUUUGGAAGACUCUCAAAUCAAAGUGGAAAAAAAUACAGCUUCCACUAGUACAAAGGCAUGCAAGUCAUCUACAGACCUCUCUGAAAUGGAAGGGGCCAAUGCAAGAAUACAUUUACUUGAGCAGAAUUCAAGAAGGUCCAGGGCCACUAUUAAUUCUUGGAAUACCCCUGAAUUAGAAUUCAGAAGGACCCAAAGUAGCUUAAGUGCAUCUGAGCUAUCUACUCGAAGGAGCUAUGUCCAUGAUCCCAUCACUGCUUCUACUUGGAAUCGCAUGACAUUACCAGAGGAAAGCAAAGAUUUUGUUCCCACUUCCAGAAGAAAACAGUAUGGCUCUUUUGAGCAGCUGUCCCAGGCGGAGACUUCAAAGAAAAGGCCAACCUCCCAGGUAGAGCUGCAGCAGCGCCCUGGAACCAGCCCCCAUGCACAGCUGGGCUGCAAAACAGAGGACCAGGAAGGUGGCUGCAGAGACUUCUCUCAGGGGAACCCCAUUUCUCAUCUCUGGGCUGAGACUGGAUUUGUCUCCACAGGAAUAUAGGUCUGUAUGGAAACUCUUCUGGGUCCAUGGCCACUGCUUCUAUAUAGCCUGCUAUGAUACUUGCAGUACAAAAGAGAACUCUACAUUAACCACUGUAAUUUAUAAAGAACACUAGAGCUACCCCAAUGGCCACAAUGCAACUGGCUCUCACAGAUGCUGAGCACAUCUGAAUUUUCAAAAGGAACCACGUCCUUCCACAUCUGAAAGUUUUCAGUGUCAUGAUGAAAGUUUGCAUUACUCUUAAUCUGCCUCUGCUAUUGUUCAGUCAAAACACCUUGCACCAGGAAAGCAAAUGAGUUCCCAGAUCUCUUCAACCACAUGUAGGAGGAACGCAUUCACCGCAGGUCACAUCUGUGUGCAGAGAACAUUGCUUAGAGAGCUUGUUCACCAGGACUCCUGCCACAGGCCUGGCAUGCCUUGCCACCCCAUUCCUCCUUGGCCAGAGAUUUGAUAAUACAAGGCUGUUUACUGAACCAAGCAUAACAGCAAUGAAUGCUUCCCCCAGCUUGGACCUGGCUGCCUUUCAGCCAGAGCGCUGUGCUCCCACUGCCCCCCUCUCCCACCUUAGCUGCCAUGCACAAAGGUUCAUGAGUGGAGCUUUGCACCUUGCACUUGAAGGCAGAAUCCUCCUCUCCAAGACGGGCUUCUCUUCCUUCCCAAAAGGCAUAAAUGAGCAUUGAGCUAAGCUGGGAUUGAUAUGCUCAGGCCAUUGUCCAGCCUUGCCAGGAGCCAUCCUGUGCAUCUCCCUUCUGGCCAGAGGCUGUUCUACCUUCUCCCUACUACCCCUCUGGACAGGGGCUUUUCCUUACCCCUCCCUGUUACCACUCUGGACAGGGGCUAUCCCAUGAACCUCCCAUCAUGCUUCAGGACAGGGUGGUUGCCUGAACCUUCCUGUCUCCCCUCUGGCCAUGCUGGGAGCCAUCCCAUCCUGGCUAGGAUCGAGGCACAAUCAAAGACUAUAGGCGUGUGUUUCCAAGGUUAAUAUCCUCCGCAGAGAGAGACGGGGAGGGGGAGGGGACAGAAGCAGACUCCAUUGCACUGGCUAUUAGUGCUGCAAGGCACCCAGCCCAGUCUGUGCCGUGAUCUCGUAGUCUGUUUGCUCUCAGGGAAGGCAGUUUGCAUGUGAACCACAGAUGGGUACAGAGCUCUCAUGUUCCCAUAGGCAACCCCAUCCCUGUCCCAUCUUCCCAUCCCCAACUCACAUAUAGAAACAGCUGCUCUUUUCCCCAGACCUCUCCUUUAGCCAUCAGGAAUGGCAGCCCCUCCCCAUAGGAGAUCACCAGUGGGCCCAGCCAAUCCAGGGGCUGGGGUUAGGGAGGGAGGCUGGAGCAAUAAUAGGAGAAAAGAAGAGGAGCCUACUGAGCCCUUAUCUUCUGCACCCACUUAGCCCCCAUGCACUGUCACUGGGGCACUCUGCACUCUGGGCCAGGGAGGACGGAGUCCCUGUUGGGUCCUAAGAAGCAACAUUGCCUUCCCCUCAUGCUUGCCACUGGGUCUCCCAAGCACCUGGAAUCCAUGGAGGAGCUCAGCCUGGGAGGCUGCUGGAUAAGGCCCAGCUCACUCAGAGCCCUGUGCUUGGCCUGUCCAGUACAAUGCGAGGGGAGGAUUCAUUGCCUGACAUUCAUGCCCUCAGCCCCACUCCAGGAGAGCUGAGCUCAUUUUGUGGCUGCUUCCUGCCCAUGCUGCAACCUUGUAUGGUAAGGAUAGCAGAGCCAGGCAUGCCCCAAUGACAGGAGUGUCCUGAGCCUACGUUGUUGUGGGCAAGAGAGGGGGUGAUCUGCUCCCAGAACAAACCACUUAUUAGGUGACAUCUCAGGGCUGGGGAGCAGCCUGUCGCAGGUACACACACCAAUUCCCCUUGGGGCCCACAGCUCCAUCCCUCUACUUUACACCAUCUGCUGGGCAAAGAGAGUUCUGCAGACUCCUCAGCCUAAGCUUUGAGGCAGCUGCAGUAGGCUCUUUGCUCUCUGCUGGUAGGACACCCUUGCGUGUAACGGUUUCCUCCUCACUCUCUCACAGCCACCAUGAACCUCCACUGAAAGGGAACGAGGCUGGAACUCAGUGUUUGCCGACAGUGUUAAUGCUCCACUCAAUUGCCAUGUUUGUCCCUUCCACAGGUGCUGGGGGAGGGUUUAGCCUUCACUUGCCUUUUAAGCUGAGCACGUCCUGUCCCACCACAGCUGGAAGCAGCAGUGCUCUGAACACUGUACCAUCACUGGACCCAAAUUCCCAGUGUACCCCACAGGAGGCAGCACUUUAUGAGCAGUAAGGAAGAAGUGCUCCCCAGGCCAGCUGCUGGACUGGCAGCAAAGGGUCCUGGCUGGUUUCAUUCUCUUGGGAAGUGUGAUUGCACUUGUGUGUUAACUCCGCUCUAAGCAUAGUUAAAGUCACAGUACAAGGUUUUCUUUGUAUGCUGAUAAUAGACCAAUCCUUCCUCUUUACAUCUACCCCUCUUACUUUCCCAAGGUUCAUGGCUAAAAUUUUCAACAGUGCUGAAGUCACUUCAAAGCCUAAAUCCCACUGCUGUCACUGGACCUCAUGUCAGCAGUGAGUUGGGCCAUGUCAUCUGUGGUAAAUGGCUCCCUGGGCACCAGCAGCAUGUGAGCCUCUCCUACAAAGGCUUGUUCUGCUGCCGUUUGUGCCUCUAUCCUGGUCCAUGCAUUAGCUUGCUGCUGGCUGAGCCUGCCCCUCUGCGCAGGGCUAGGGUAGCUCUCUGAGCCUUGCCACUCAUGCAGGGAACUAGCUGAACCAUUCCCAUGGCCACCAAGGGGUGUUAGCCUGCUGUAGCUGAGCCCAGCCUUGGUGAAGGUGUCUGUGCUGUGGCUGUUCCCCUGCUGGACAGCCCUUCUCAGUGCCCUCGAGGGUCACAUACCCAGCAUAGACUCUGUGGUUCCUUCCAAGCCUUUCCUCAUUCAGGCACUGCCUCGGCUGAAUACAGUGCUGCAAUAGGCAUUCAUUUCACUCCUUACUGGGGUAGCUUUGAGGUCAUCAGAUGCUAGUCUUGUACUCACAAGUCCCUGCCUUGUCCUCUAGCCCUCACAGCCUCCCUCCCUAUGAUGCUGUGCAGCAAAAAGUCAUUUUGACCUUGAUCCAAUGAAACUCCUAAGUAUGUGCAUAACUUUCAGCCCAAGUACAGUCCCACUAACUUUAGAAUGAAAGCUGCACACAUGCAUAGAUAAUUUGCUGGAUCAGGGCCUUGGGCAAACCCAGCCAGCAUAGUCUGCAGUGAUCUCUGGCCUCGCCAUUCCUCAAGCCACAUCUUAAUGCCCUCAUGUCUCCUGCUCCUUUCAGUCUGCACAGAACCUGGGCAGGAGGCCUCAUGUUCUAAUUAGGCAGAGUUCACACAGCUCCUCUGUAUGCUCCCAUUGAAGCCAGAGGGGGUGUUGCCACACAUGUCACUGAGAGCAGGAAUGGGGCCAUGCUAACUUAGAUGCAGUCAUCCAAGCACUGGGCAGUGCCCUUCCUUAGUCUACCUGCAAACAGGAAUUCCCCAUUUGGACAGCCAUAAAACUCAAGCCUCACAAUCAGCACGGGGGCAGCCCACCACUGAAAUCCAGGUCAAAUGCGCCCACUGUCCUUUCCCUCUGACGGCCUUGUCACCAGAGCCAAGGGCGAAUGCAGUGAGCCUCAUUGUUAACUCUGAAUGGUGCCAGCUCCCAUCAGAGCCUGUCCACACACCUGGCAUCAGCAGCCUUUCAGCAGCGGACUAGGAGCACUGGAGUGUCCAGUACCACUUCUGCUCUCCACAGGAGGGUCCUGUGGAAGCCAGACACAGUGGAUCGAGAGCUGUCUCCUUAACUCCAGGGUCCUGGGGCCCAGAGAGAUGAGCAGAUAAGAACUUGUCUUCAUUUAUCCUGGCCAGUAGUUUGGACUGUUCAUUCACUACUUUAAGUCAUAUUAUUUGGAUCCCUGUUCUCGAACAGAAACAAUCUCACUACCAUUUCACUGGUUGUAAAUAAUGAAUGUAAAUGUCAGUAACUAGGUUGUGGGUUGUCUUCUUAAUAAAUCUGAGAUUAACUCUGAGCGAGAAAUCCUCAUUGAAACCUAAUGGGGACAUAUCCCCUAAACCUGAGUGCAAUAGGAGCUGAUUGUAUUAUUAAACUAAUAUUAAUGAUUUCAGGAAACAUGACAUUUUACUCAAAUUGCACACUUUUGAGAACAGCUGUAAAAUAGAGUAAAUAUUUGUAAAUAUUGUCAGCACUGGGGAAAUGUUGUUUGUAAUUGUAGCAUAUGAAUAUGGUGGGGUUUCCGUGGACUUGAUAAUGCUGAAAAUGUGAAUCAGACAUUCAGAGAAUUCCAAAGUUGUAACUGUAUUUGCUGCCUGUGGGAGUAUGUACUGGUUGUUCUCGUCUCCCAAGAAACACUUGAAGAAAAAUCCAACCCUUUAUAUGCAGACCACACCUCCCAGCUAGAGAGGAGGUUUUGGAAAAACUGGUAUUUACCAAGGGGGUUUUCACACUGCCAUGGAUAGCCUCAGACCAGGCCUGCUUCAGGCACCUCUUGGCAGGACCGGCGCUAGGGGUUUGAGUGCCCUAGGCGGACAGCGAUUUCGCCGCCCUGCGCGCUGGUCCCGCGGCUCCGCUGGAGCUGCUGCAGUGGUGCCUGCGGAGAGUCCGGUGCUCCGUGGCUCCGCUGGAGCUGCCGCAGUGGUGCCUGCGGAGGGUCCGGUGCUCCGUGGCUCCGGUGGAGCUGCUGCAGUCGUGCCUGUGAGAGGUCCACCGGAGCCGCGUGAGCCCCCACCGUCCGCAGGCACGACUGCGGCAGCUCCAGCGGAGCUGCCUGCCGCCCCCUCUGGCAAAACGGCACCCACCAUUUAUUCUGGCGCCCUAGGCGAUUGCCUAGGCUGCCUAAAUGGUAGUGCUGGCCCUGCCUCUUGGACUAGGUGGUUCAAGAGUAGCUCCCUUCAGCUUCCCUAAUGUCUGGAAAUGAAACUGCAGCCAUCCUUGGGGAGGCGUUGAGCAAGGUAUGGCCCCUCCAGUGGCUCUGGAAAUUCAAGAGUCUGAAUACCUGAUGUUCUUUGCUGUCUCUGUCCAUCAGUGGUGGGAAUUGUCAGAUACCAGCUCAUUAGACAUGACGGGCAACAGGAGGGCUGUGAUGCUGAAGAUGCUCAGAAAAGCAAGGAAAACACAAGGAAUAGGCUGCAGGUGGCUCCCGUGGGUGUUUGGGGGGAAGGAUUUACACAGAGUGAAGAAAUAGUUACACUAGUGUGCACCUUUAAUAGAAUUAGCCACAAUCAUCCCACCCAUGUGCAUAAAGACCAUUUACUGCACAAGAGGUGAAGAGUGAUGUAGCCGCUUUGUAGGGCAUACAGCACAAGGGAUCAUCUAACUCUUCCUUGAUUAUUUCAGUGUGCAUUGGGGAGGCACCUUUGUCUUGCUGCCAUUCAGCAGCUGAGCACUCCAGACAGUGUGGGAUGUAUUUUUAAGAGACUAAAUACAUUUUUUGUAUUUGUAGAUGUUCGAUUGUGGAACUGGGUCCAGUCAUGAUGUUACAGGCAGAUAGUAAACCAGGUCUCUUUUUCUUUUCACAUAUUACUGCUAAGUUAUGUGAGUCCAAUUCAAGUUAAUUCUUUUCUGAGGUUCUGCUAUUCACAGUUCCUCUCUACUCCAGACAAGAGAGCUACCAAGAGAACUACCAGCACUGUCCUGACUCUCACAAAACUCAUGUAAGCAUGUUCAGUAGGGGAAAGCCUGUUCCUUCCUCUCCACACUGCUUAAAGAUGGUGCUCACCUCCUACCAGUUAUAUAGCGCUCCUAGUCUGCAUGCCAAGUUUAAACACAGUUGAUCUGCAUGUAUCUCCUGACUAAUGCUGUCAGCUCUACAGUAUGUAAUCAAUAAAAUUAUCCCUUUGUA